AUGAAGACUUCUCUUCUUGUCGUGCUCAUCAUAGCCCUGUGCACAGAGAAUGCUUUUUCUUUGACAUGUUUCACAUGCAAAGAUGCAUCUUCCAACAUACACUGUCUUGGUACAACCACAUGCUCUGACCAUGAGAAGUACUGUCUCACAACCUAUUCUACCACGGGACUUGGCAAUGACCGUAACCAGCGUAUUACCAAGAAAUGUUCUGCAUUUUGCCCAACAAUUGACCUGAAUAUCGGCAUAGCCGGCGUUGCUACCAGCUGCUGCGAGACUUCCUUGUGCAACAUCAGCGGUGCCAGCAGUGUGAAAACCAGCUACACUAUGAUAGCUCUGGGCGUCUUGGCCAGUCUUGCGUGCAUCCUCCGGCUGGGUUUUUAA
This is a messenger RNA of Gavia stellata (red-throated loon), 381 nucleotides long. Its product is annotated as lymphocyte antigen 6E. The record is from RefSeq and is a predicted model, not a curated record. The transcript is spliced from 3 exons. Gene Ontology annotation, molecular function: acetylcholine receptor inhibitor activity. Lineage: Eukaryota; Metazoa; Chordata; Aves; Gaviiformes; Gaviidae. The coding region runs from base 1 to 381 and encodes 126 amino acids.